GCCUUGGCGCCUCGUGCCGAGGAGCCAUCGCCGCAGCCCGAAGCCGGGUCCCGAAUCGGGGACUGGAGGAAGAGGCGACGGCGUCGGCUGCGGGCGUCCCCCCGGGGGUCUGGGACUGGCGAAUCGCCUCAGGCUUCACGAUGCCAGUAUGGACAGAAUAGCUUAUGAUGCUUAUCCCCACCCACCACUUUCGAGACAUUGAGCGGAAGCCAGAAUACCUCCAGCCGGAGAAGUGCGUCCCACCUCCCUACCCUGGUCCUGUGGGAACCAUGUGGUUUAUCCGUGACAGCUGUGGCAUCGCCUGUGCCAUCGUCACCUGGUUUCUGGUCCUCUAUGCAGAGUUUGUGGUCCUCUUUGUCAUGCUGAUUCCAUCCAGAGACUACGUGUAUAGCAUCAUCAACGGAAUUGUAUUCAACCUGCUGGCCUUCUUGGCCCUGGCCUCCCACUGCCGGGCCAUGCUGACGGACCCCGGGGCAGUGCCCAAAGGAAAUGCCACUAAAGAAUUUAUCGAGAGUUUACAGUUGAAGCCUGGGCAGGUGGUAUACAAGUGUCCCAAAUGCUGCAGCAUCAAGCCCGACAGAGCCCACCACUGCAGUGUUUGUAAGCGGUGCAUUCGCAAGAUGGACCACCACUGCCCCUGGGUCAAUAAUUGUGUCGGCGAGAACAACCAGAAGUACUUCGUCCUGUUUACAAUGUACAUAGCUCUCAUAUCCUUGCACGCCCUCAUCAUGGUGGGAUUCCACUUCCUGCAUUGCUUUGAAGAAGAUUGGACAAGCUCUGUUUCCUUCAUGGUGCCAGCUGUCUACCUCAUUUUGUUAAAUCUACUGCAAGACUAUGGCGUGAACAGUGAAGGAACAGCAGAGGUCCAAGUCUCUCUUCAUGAAAGAAAGCAGCCCCAAAAAGUCAGUUUGACAGAGUGCAGCUCCUUCUCACCACCCACCACGGUGAUCCUCCUCAUCCUGCUGUGCUUUGAGGCGCUCCUCUUCCUCAUUUUCACGUCAGUGAUGUUUGGAACCCAGGUGCACUCCAUCUGCACAGAUGAGACGACCAUCGAGCGCCUCAAACGAAAAGAUCAGCCCAGGGAGCACACAGCCAGCUGGAGGUCCGUGAAAGAGAUCUUUGGUGGAGACUUCUCCCUGAACUGGUUCAACCCCUUCUCCAGACCAUGGCAGCCAGAGACGCCCAGUGACAAGGACUUGGUGCGGCAGGUGUCAUCACUGUCAGACAGCACCGAGACGACAGAGGAGCAGUCAGAAGAGAUAAAGGACGAGGACUCUAUUGAGGUGAUAGAUGAAUAGGUGGUGUCAUGGGAGACAGCCAAACACUUAAAGUGGCUACCAACCCGUGUUCUGGGGUUUUGGUUAAAUGUCCUCCCCAGAACAUCCUGACCCUUCUCCCAGGCCACUUGCUUGGUCUUACCAUCCCCAUGACCCCUCCUUCCUCUCUCCAUGUCGGGGGGUAGACUGGGGACAGUGAAGAAGGUGGGACUUGCUCCGAGUUCACCUAAGCAGAGUGCACAGAGGGUGGUUAGGACUCAUUCUCCAAGCCUGGGCAGCUUUCACAGCCUCUGUCCUCAAAGGAAGGUCCAAACAGGGCAGCCCAAGAACUCACUCCUGGCUUUCCUGGGGAUGCUGUCUUCUCUUGGGAAGAUUGGGGCCCUGGCUCCUGGCUAGUGAUGGAAGGGCAGGACAGGGCUGGCCUUGGGGACCUGAGGUGGAGCACUGAUGUCAGGAGAACCUACCUACAGCCACUCUGGAAGGAUUUCCCCCACUCCCUGCCUCAAUUAAGAGAAAGGCCUGGCUGUCACAUCGACUGUCAAGACCUCAGACUUGGCUUGAGAGAGAACCCUGCAGGCAAGUGCAGCAACUGCCCCGGAUGGGAGUAAGCCUGAGUUUGACACUAACAUCAAAACUUAGUUCUGUUCCAUAGGCAGCAGAAUCCUCCCCAAAAUAACUUGGAGCUCUGCCUCCUCCAAAUCUGUCCACUCACAGGUGAGACAUGGGCAAGACCUGUUUAGAGCACCUGAACACUCUAGCCUCCCCCAUGGGAACUUUAACUCUCCCUCCUGGAGGGAGCCUAAUACCAAAACACACAUGGACAGAAAUGACCAGAAAUUCUGCCUGUGUUUUGGGCCAGUUCUCCCAAGAUGGCACCUAUCUUGUCUCUCAGAACAGUAAUGGCCAGGGCCUACAGACUAAUGAACCUAGGAGACAGACACCUGGCCCCAUUCUGCCAGGAUGAGCUGGAUGUAGUGAGCCCCCAUGAAACCUAGGGUAACUGACCAUUGGUGAAGGUCUGAGCAGGCCCUCUGCUUCUCAGCCCCACAGCAGUGGUUUCUAAAGCAGCAUCUUCUGCAGAGUAACUGAAGGGUCCCCAACCCAGUCAGACAUGAGAAACACUCUGCUCCCCAACUCCUAGCUUGAGCCUUUGUUCUUACCCAUUUCCCCAAUGUAGUCUGGCUCCAAGAUUGGGGGAGGGCUCAGGCAUGAGGCAGAACCUGCCCUCGUAAGGUCUUUGUGUCAGGGUCCAUCCCCCUUACUGCUCUAGGUGAAAGGGCAUGGGGAUCUGUGGCCCCGGUUGAAUGGGGAAGAAAGUCACUGUUUGGAGAUACAGCCUCAGGACACUGAGAAAGGAAGAGUAGCCAAGAGGUGGCCUUGUUCUUGGACAGCAUCCUCGGGCAAUCCCUAGAGGGAGGGGAUUUAUCAGAGAAUCCUCUGUCUAUAACUAAAGCCCCACCAGGCUCUGCAGUUAAUUGUCCAGAGGGGCCAGUGUUCACAAAGCCCCCUCUGUCCUAACCCUUGCUCACAGCUCUCCAGCUAUGCUCCAUGAGAAGGGUGGUGGUCAGACUCUAAUGCAGAGGAACCAGGAAGGUGUGAGCCUUCUGCAGCCAGCUGAAGGCCUGCUUUCUUGGUCCAAGUCAGCUUUCACAUGGAUUAAUGCCAAUGCACUAUUGAUACAGUGGCCUUCUUUACACGGAGGCUGCUGACACGUAACAUUCUGCUUAGCCCCAAAACUGAAAGCGCCACACCCGAUGUCAAAACGAGACACGGUUUUUCAGGGAGGGAAGGGGGAGUGCAAAUCUUCACCUCUUUCUUUGA
Molecule: messenger RNA, 3098 nt
Organism: Sciurus carolinensis (gray squirrel)
Lineage: Eukaryota; Metazoa; Chordata; Mammalia; Rodentia; Sciuridae
Gene: Zdhhc3
Product: zinc finger DHHC-type palmitoyltransferase 3
Exons: 8
Coding region: 165-1298 (377 amino acids)
Biological process (GO): protein targeting to membrane; peptidyl-L-cysteine S-palmitoylation
Cellular component (GO): endoplasmic reticulum; Golgi apparatus
Molecular function (GO): protein-cysteine S-palmitoyltransferase activity
Source: RefSeq, a predicted model, not a curated record